AGAUACGUGACCGACACAAAAAAGACGAAAGCGGUACCAGGGACAGGCAAUACCCGGUAGGGGAGCCCCGGUUGAAAAAAGGCAGGGAUUUACGUAAUUGCUUCUUAAUUCUUAUCCGGCCAGUUUCGUUGCAAGGCACCGGGAAAAGGAAACGAAAGAGGAGUUUUCCCGCGAAGAAUGACAGGGGUUAGUCUCGAAGAGUUGAAGAGGAGAAUGGCGGAGUUUGCAAAGGAAAGGGACUGGGAUCAGUUUCAUAGCCCUAGAAAUCUCCUUUUGGCUAUGGUGGGAGAAGUGGGAGAGCUGUCCGAGAUAUUUCAGUGGAAAGGGGAGGUUCCAAGAGGACUGCCUGAUUGGAAAGACGAAGAGAAGCAACACCUGGGUGAAGAACUGUCAGACGUCUUGCUCUACCUUGUCAGGCUUUCUGACAUAUGUGGCGUUGAUCUUGGUGAAGCUGCUCUUCGUAAGAUAGAGCUCAAUGCUCUUAAAUACCCGGUCAAGGGCUCCUCCAAAAAGGAGAAGCUCACGCAAAACAGCGCAGCUGAUGACAACAAUGGUAAUUUUAAUGGCGGUGUUACAGGCAUCAGCAAUAGUGACAGCUAAGGCAGGGAGUGAUGGGGUUUGAUCUUUAUGUCCCCUCUUGACUUAUUUGCACCCUUUUUAGCUUCUCAAAGCCUUCUCUUUUAUUGUUGUUUAUGGGAAAAUGAUUCUCAGAUGUUAUAUUAUAGUGUCUUGUAGUUAUUUUCUUAAGGAUGAUUUGGUGGGGUUGCGUGGAGAUUAAUAGGGGAGAUUAGUGGUUGGGGUUUCAGGUUUGCAUUAGAACGACUUGGGGUGGCGUGCCACUGUGUUCCGUGACACUGUUCUUGGUGCUAUGUGAUUGCUGUUCUUGGUUGGGGUUUCA
Messenger RNA from Corylus avellana, 898 nucleotides. Lineage: Eukaryota; Viridiplantae; Streptophyta; Magnoliopsida; Fagales; Betulaceae. The record is from RefSeq and is a predicted model, not a curated record.